Molecule: messenger RNA, 3266 nt
Organism: Varroa destructor (honeybee mite)
Lineage: Eukaryota; Metazoa; Arthropoda; Arachnida; Mesostigmata; Varroidae
Product: aldo-keto reductase family 1 member B1-like
Molecular function (GO): oxidoreductase activity
Source: RefSeq, a predicted model, not a curated record
UUCAUAGUACUUAGUGGUUGAUGGGUUACUAUGUGCUGCCGUUUGCUUCUCUCGACCCCGUUUCUCGAGCUCUAAGGAUAUAGCGGCAUACAAAAUGACAGAAAUGAAAAGAAUAAUCAAGAUGCAGCUGCAGCAAGCUCCGAAGGUGAAACUGUCCGACGGACAUGAAAUCCCCAUCCUUGGACUUGGAACCUGGAAGUCGGCUCCUGGAGAUGUAUACAAGGCAGUGUGCCAUGCCAUCGAUGUUGGAUACAGGCACUUUGAUUGCGCGUUGGCUUACCAAAACGAACAUGAAGUCGGUAAAGCUAUUCGGGAUAAAAUUGCCGCCGGACGCGUUAAGAGGGAGGACCUUUAUGUUACUAGCAAGUGUUGGAACACUUUCCAUCCUCGAGAGUUGGUUAAGGAGUCCUUCAAGAAAACGAUGACUGAUCUGGAUAUCGGUUAUCUCGAUUUGUAUUUGAUUCACUGGCCUAUGAGCUAUCAGCACGGCGGUGAGACUUUCCCCAAAGAUAAAGAUGGAAAUAUUAUUACCAGCGACGUGGACUUCGUAGAAACCUGGAAGGGAAUGGAGGAUUUGUUUGCUGAAGGCAAAAUCCGUAGCCUGGGACUUUCGAACUUCAACUCUGAACAGGUCGCACGCAUUUUGGAGAUUUGCAAGGUUAAGCCGGUGAUGAAUCAAGUUGAAGGACAUCCCUAUCUAAUUCAAAACAAGUUGCGGGAGUUCUGUGAAGCACGUGGAAUUAAGCUAACCGCAUACUGUCCACUCGGCUCACCCGACCGGCCCUGGGCUAGUGCUGACGAGCCUCCUCUUCUCCACCAUCCAAGACUUAAAGAAAUUGGCUCUAAGUACGGCAAGACAGCAGCUGCUGUUCUCCUGCGAUUCCAGAUCGAUCGUGGUGUAAUCGUUAUUCCGAAAUCGGUAACACCCGAGCGAAUCGAGGCUAACCUAAACGUCUUUGACUUCAAACUCAGCCCUGAAGAUAUUAAAGAAAUCGAGACGUUUGAUCGGGGCUACCGCUUCUGCAAACUUGAAAGUUUUAAGAACCACAUUUACUAUCCAUUCAAUAUUCCAUUUACAUCUGAGAAUACGUUGCAAAAUUAUAAGACAUCCCUCAAACUAUCUUUACAAGACUACAAAAUUUCUGCGAAGAACAUGCCAUUCAGUUUACCGCAUAUGGUGUCUUUAGCCGCGCCCGAUGCAGGCCUUGGUCUCAGGCGGACGCACGGAUGUCCACUUCAUCAGCAUCCGACGAUUAAAGAGACUGCUGACAAGCAUGGCAAAACAUCAGCUGUUGUUCUUGCGCGAUUCCAGAUCGACUGCGGUGCAACCAAAAUCGGUGACACCCAACAACAAUACUUUUACUACCACCGAAGGUUUUGCUCCGGAAGGGCAGUUACUAUUCGUUCGCUAACAAAAUCGUUUGACAGCGCUGCGAAGAUGCCGCGUGCAAAGACUAUGUCUCUUUGUAACGGAGCCGAAAUACCCGUCCUGGGUUUGGGCACAGCCAAGUGUGAAGAUGUUUACUCAGCUGUAUGCACAGCUGUCGAUGUCGGAUACACGCACUUUGACACAGCGUAUGCGUACCACAAUGAGACGGAGCUUGGCCGAGCUCUCCGAGACAAAAUCCGCACAGGGCGCGUGGCUCGAGAGCAUCUAUGGAUCACGACCAAGGUGUGGAACUCGUACCAUCGAGUCCAGCAGGUAGAAGAAUGCUUCCAACGUUCGGCCAUAGCAUUAGGGGUUGACUAUGUCGAUCUCUAUCUUAUGCAUUGGCCUUUCGCUUUCCGCGAGGGCCAUGAAGGACGUGCAGAAGACGGAGUGCCUUCCACAACUGAUGUUGAUUUUCUCGAAUGUUGGCGCGGUAUGGAAGAGCUCUACAUAGAAGGGCGAGUGCGCAAUAUAGGUGUGUCAAACUUCAACAGCGAGCAGAUGACUCGCCUUUUGGCGAAUUGUACGAUUAAGCCAUUGGUAAACCAAGUUGAAACAAAUAUUUACCUUAACCAAGAGAAGUUGCGAGCCUUUUGUGCACAAAGAGGCAUCACACUCAUUGCGUAUAGUCCUCUAGGAUCACCUGGAAAUAAAAGAUACCCCGACGCACCCAUCCCUCUCGAGGACCCUGUCGUAAUUGCUCUCGCAAAGAAACACAAUAAAACUGCGGCCCAAGUUUUACUACGUUUCCUGAUACAACGAGGUAUCGCGGUUAUUCCAAAGAGCUCUGACUCGCGUCGUAUUCGUGAAAAUAUUGAGGUAUUUGACUUCAAUUUGGAUCCGGAAGAGAUGGCCUUACUAAUGGCACUUGACAGAGGAUAUAGAAGGAGUAACUCUGGCGUCAAACAAGGACAUUUGCUGUUUCGAAAGAGCGAGUUCCGUCUAAUCACAUCUCCUUCAUUGAAUAUUAAAAUCGGAAACUUUUACCCUUUACUCAUAUUUUAUGUUGAAAGAAAAUUUUCAUGCGUAGGUGCUUACGAUGGAAAAGGAGAAAGAAAAACUCGUAAAAUCGAGAUAAAACAAAAUCUUUUUGUCUUUAUUAAGUUGGCUCUAGUUUUUAAAUAACUGUAUAUAUGCAUAUAAAGUGUUUUCCUUAAUUUAAAUCGCGGUUGCUGCCACUAAUCAGUUGGAUUGUUAUUCGGAUGAUAUUUUUUUGCAUUUUGUUGUUGCUUUCCUUUAAUUUACUGUCACUUCUUAGCAAUGCUCCUUGUAUAUAAGAACAAUACAUAUUCACGCUCGUUGCUCAUCUCGGUGGUCGAGACACACAAUGAAAACGUAUGUAUCAUACUUUUUAUUGCACAAACAGGCACCGCUAAUGGUUCGUGUUUAUUGGAUAUCGAUAUUUAACGAUAGUUACCCUAUUUGCAAACGAGCCUUUCUCAGACACUGACCUGUGCGGAAGCUCUACCAAAAGUAAAGUGUACAUGACAUCCUCCGAGUAAGACAGCUUACUAACUACACUGUCUUUUUUCGAUACAGAAAGAAUUCGACGUCCAUUUAAUACACACAAAUUUUUUUCUCGCACAAGUCACUACAUCGACAGAUCUGCCCUUCGGUGUCUUUAUAAUCCUAAUUACUCAGACUUCUUCUGUUAUUUUCAUUAUUUAUUGUUGUAAUAACGCAGCUAUCCUUCUAAUGAUUUUUGUUCUUCUAUCUGUCAUCUCUAAUUCUGCGUAUCCAUCAGUGACAUUGGAUUUGUACAUAUCUAUAACGUGUCAAGAUGAACCAUUACGUUAUAUAUUUUCAUUGCGCGUGGGAAGCUUGUUUGCUCAAUGAG